Spizellomyces punctatus DAOM BR117 is the source of this 3214-nucleotide messenger RNA. RefSeq lists its product as uncharacterized. NCBI's taxonomy places the organism in Eukaryota, Fungi, Chytridiomycota, Chytridiomycetes, Spizellomycetales, Spizellomycetaceae. The transcript has 16 exons. The record is from RefSeq and is a predicted model, not a curated record. The coding region runs from base 29 to 3172 and encodes 1047 amino acids.
GGUGCGCGCACUCUUAAUUGCCAUUGAAAUGAGUGAAAGAACGGGAUGGAAACAACCCACGUCGAGCAGUAGUAGUGGUAUCGGACGAUGUAACCUACGAGUAUGGGCAACAUUGGCCCUCCUAGUCCUGCAAUUCGGGGUUUCGACCAGCGGUCUCUGCAUGCACAAUACGAGGAAUAAUGAUGUUUUGACUUUAACGGAGCCAUAUGGAUUUUUUUGGAUUACCGACGGCAUAGACGAAUAUGCCGCGGAUGCCAACUGCUCCAUCCUCAUUGCCCCAGUCUGGGAUCAGCCGAUUACCGGCAUCGCCAUUGACUACAUUACCGUCGAAACCGAAGCCUGCUGCGACCACGCUUAUACGUAUGCGGGCGACACUCUUGAUGCUCCGGAAGUUGGCCGACAUAAUGGAACAGUCACCACACAGCUGCAGGUCAACGGGUCGACAGCAUUUUUCAAUUUUCAGUCAGAUGGAUCUGUCCAGCGGGAUGGAAUCAUCGCUUUUUAUCACAUCUUAGAUAUACCCGACAAUGAAAUACCUUGGGUGAACAUCUCGUGCCCUUUUGAUUGCUACGGACGCGGCCAAUGCGUUGAUGGAAAAUGCGUCUGUGAAGAAGGAUAUACCGGGGGACUGUGCAAGAACGAUGACAAUCGCAAGUUAUUUGCUCUGUACGACAACUGCCAGGGAGAUCACUGGCAGGCAAACUGGGAUCGGACAUAUCAAUCAAAUAUUUGCAACUUUACAGAUUGGUCGGAAUAUACCAUUGUUUCUACCUGGACAGGCAUUUCAUGCGCGAACGGUCGAGUCAGCAACUUGGACAUGCGAGACACUGGGAUGAAUUGCACGGGCAACGGGCUACCGAGAGACAGUUUGCCGCGAUAUUUGGAAACGAUUGACUUUACGGGAGAGUUAUUGACAGGCACGCUCCCUGGGGACUUGUUUCGAACACCAUAUUUGAAUCAACUCUUUUUAUCCAAUACAAGACUGGAAGGGGAGUUACCUGCUGAGGUUUCAUGGGCCACAGCGUUAAACACUCUUCUGUUGCAUGACAAUAAUCUGAUCGGCCCUCUCCCAGAAGGUCUAACACGCCUACCUCAACUCAACGAGUUAAACCUGGAAAACAACAAUUUCUUUGGUUUUGUCCUGGAUGACUUUGCAUAUUUGCAGCGUGCUAUCAUCCUCCUCGCUGGAAACCAAUUUUUCUGCCCAACGCCCAACAUAACUCGCAUCCAUUCCGUUACAUGUAAUAACAUUAGCCUGACUUCCGUUACCCCCAACACUGCUGUCAGUACCGGCGGGGACACGGUCGUGGUUCGCGGAGUGGGCUUCCACCCCGGUAUUCAGAUGAGCUGCGUUUUUGGUGGUAUCUCGUCGCCGAAAACGGAGGUGGUGGAUUGGAACACCAUUGUAUGUACAGUUCCACCACGUUUGGCAGGUGACACAUCGAUAGAGAUAUGGGCCUUUGGUAAAAAGGCUGCCACGAACGGACUGCCUUUUGAGCUUCUCAAUGAUUGUGCGCCUGGAACAUAUUUGAGUCCGACGAACAUGACUCAAUGUCUUGGCUGUCCUGAAGGAGCAAUCUGUGAAGGCGGGCAGACCCCUCCGUAUCCGAAAUAUGGCUAUCACAAGGCCGCAGACAUGGAUGUAUUUUUGCCCUGUUUCAUUCCAUCGGCUUGCCCGUCACGUAUGAACGGCGCCUGCAAAGCGGGUUUUACCGGUCCUCGCUGCAGUCAAUGUGAAGAAGGCCUGUUUCUCAAAGGACAAGAGUGCCUUGACUGUACCGGCUCGCGUGGAUUGGGGCCUAUUCUAAUCGUUUCUUUUGGAUUUGUGUUAUUGAGUGCGUUUGGAAUUUGGAUGGCUGUUACUGAUCUCAACCUCUCGUCAGGCACCCUGCUUCUUUUCUUGAUUCAAAUUUCUGGACUCAUUCUCAAACUCCCAAUGCGCUGGCACACUCUGUUUGGACCUCUCCACACCUUUUUGCUCAAUGCAAACGUCAACCUCGUAUCCCUUGGGCUCAACUGCGCUUUCCGGCUUACAUUUGAUGAAUGGAUGAGCCUACUGCUCUGUGUGCCGUUGAUUUUCCUGGGAAUCAUAUUGAUGAUGUGUUUUGCAUGGGUUGCUUGGGUGACGCUAAAGGGAGGGAAGUCUGCUAUCUGGGCGGUGAGAAGAGCAAUAGACACAACCAUCAAUGCUUCUCUAGCGUUGUCGAUUCUGGGUCAUGUUCCGCUGGCUGAGCAGUUUGUCGCUGUUUUUGAGUGUGCCACGGAUGUGGAACGCUCUUACAUGAUUUCGAACCCCCAAGUCAGUUGCUACACCCCUGAAUGGAAUAACAGCAAAAUGAAGGCAAUCCUCGGAUGCGUUCUCUACGCUGGCGGCAUUCCUGUCAUGUUAUUCUGCCUAUCAGUUGCAUUUCGGAAACGGCUGAACGACACAAAUAUUUUACACAGGUUUGGGAUCGUCUUUGAUUUAUAUACUGAAUCCUCCUGGUGGUUUGAACCUUAUCGCUCAACGUACGGAAUGGUCCUUAUGACGAUUCCCAUGGCAUUUGCAAACUAUCCGGCGUUCAUUGUGACACUUGGACUGGCUGUAAUUAACCUGGACAAGUUUGUGGUUAUGCGAGUUUCUCCUUUCCGAUUUCCUCACUCUAACCGUAUAUACAAUAUGAUCAUCUGGACACUCAACACGUUGAGCAUCGCUGGAAUAUUGUACUAUUCAGAAACUUUGACGGAGAGCCAGCAGCAUUUGAUUGGAGUAAUGGGUGUUGCGUCAUUUUCAAUAUCAUUAGCGGCAGUUAUUCACAGCCUCUUAUACGAGUGGCAGCUGCUAUGGUACCACGACCUUGUCAAAGUUCCGCUCUUGUCGAGGAUCCUCACUAGCCGAUUCUACUUGACCCUAUUCCCGCGACAUCUCACACCUCUAGGAAGACAAGAGACAAAGACCGGGCAAAGGCUUCCCGCGCUGCCUAGACCACCAAAGAUUCAAGUGUACCCGCCACUACUGUACGAAAGCGCGGAUUCAUUGCGCAAACGGAAGGGGAUUGAAAAUCCAGUUGAGUUGGAUAUUCAGAGAUCUGCGUUGGCUUGCGAUAUGGGGAAGGAGGCUAUAGAGAAGGGGACCCUAGAUUGCGAAGCCGGAGAACGGUUAAAAGGUUCUGGGUCCAGCGCUGCGCGAUGAGUAUUGAGAUAGAUGGUAGUUGGAAUUAGGUAUAGAACAUAC